Molecule: messenger RNA, 447 nt
Organism: Penicillium macrosclerotiorum
Lineage: Eukaryota; Fungi; Ascomycota; Eurotiomycetes; Eurotiales; Aspergillaceae
Exons: 1
Coding region: 1-447 (148 amino acids)
Source: RefSeq, a predicted model, not a curated record
AUGGCUGAUCCACCCAAGCACCCACACGCGUCUACGGAUGGGGUGACAGUCGCCCGCCGUGGGUCCUCGGCUUUCGGCAUACUGUGGACUCGACCAUACGAUCUCUACGGAUUCUACGGACUGUUUGUUUACCUUGAACUCCUGGCAACCAGAAUCAUCGACCGAAAUACUGGCAGCAGCUGCCACCAACUGGAACUGAUCAGGAAAGCCCUCACUCACCCCCUUGCUGAGGCCAAGCAGGUCGAGUCCCCCCGUCUGCAAGCCCCGUCUCCAAGUGAGGACCCAGUCUGGGUCCCAUGUACACGAGCGAGCCCAAUAUACAUAAUACCUUCUGAGAACCCGGUGGUUGAUGCUGGCAAUAUCACGGAAGCUGGACAGAUACUCCAGGCUUGGUUGACAAGAGAAAACCACCCUACAUUCCAUGGCCCACGAGAGAAAGAACGGUGA